CUGCCCUUCCCGGAGAGAAAGUGCGGCGGUGGCGGCGGUGGGAGAGAGCUUCCUCGGGAACCGGAGAUGGUGCGCUGAGUCACUUCCAUGAGAGGCUCCUAUACCACUCCAGAACAAGAAGGCAUUAAAGAAUAAGGGUGUGAGGGUACCAGUGCUUUGCUGUUGAGAAAUCUAGCUCCUAAGUGAAUGUAUUGAAGAUUUCUGGAGUUGAUGGGACAACUACCUCUACCUCAAAUUUUAUGAAUACUGCUAGCCAUGGCUGUGGAACUCUGUCUGCUCCUGCUGUUGUUUUGUGGAAGUACUAUUUCAGAGGUUCAGCCUAUAUACAAGCCGCCUCCUGGGACUUUGGAUUUUGGAUUUGUACCUGCCAAGACAUAUGAUACAGGUGCAUACCAUGAACCUGGGCCAAUAGGAAUUUUGUUUAAAGUAGUCCAUGCUUUCCUGUAUCUAGUGCAGCCCAAUCCUUUUCCUCAAGAUCUCAUCAGAAAACUAGCACAGCAGAAGUUUGGAAAUACACAGGGCGAUUAUCAAAAGCCCGAAAAUGUUGUCCUGACACUCCAGGCCAUCUACUAUGAGAUCGGUUUUAUAGUCUCCGCAGCCUUGGGAUUGCUAUUUAUUUUGUUACUGCCUCUUGUGGGACUUUGCUUCUGUAUGUGUCGUUGCUGUGACAACUGUGGUGGGGAAAUGCAUCAAAGACAGAAGAAAAAUGCUGACUGUCAGAGGAGCUGUUUUGCAACAUUUCUUUUUGUUGCUUCUUUAAUAAUAAGCGUUGGAGUGCUUUGUGCAUAUGCUGCCAACCAACACUUAACUAGUCAAGUCCGAGGAGCAAAGAAACUGGUCAACAGUAAUUUUAAAGAUCUGAAAGUUUUCCUUAACGACACUCCAGCGCAAAUUGACUACUUGGUGAGCCAGUACAACACAACUAAGGAUAAAGCGCUCUCUGACCUAAAUAAUGUUGGACCUUUGCUUGGUAGCAGAGUUCAAGAGCAGCUGGGGAAAGAAGUACGUCCCGCACUUGAUGCAGCUUUGACAAUGGCAGGAGCCAUCAGAGAAACGAAGGAAGCACUGGAAAACGUGAGUGUCUCUGUAGAAGUUUUGCAGGAAGGCACCGAGAGGCUUCAUGGAAAUUUGACAGAUGUUAAAAUGCACCUGAGCAACACCCUCAAUGAUUCUGCAUGCGCUGCAGCUCAGGCUGCCUCAACUUGCAAUAUCAUCAGGAAUUCAUUACAUCAACUGAACAUUAAUGCCAAUUUCAGUGGGUUGCCAGGGGUGAGCUCACAGCUUGCGAAGGUCAAUGAUGUCCUUAAAAUAGACCUUUCUAGUCUAGUUCAGAAGGGUUAUGCAGCAUUUAAUGAUACUCCAGACUUAGUAGUGAAUCAGACUAAGAACAUCUUAUCAGAUAUCAAAAAUGUGCUGGAAUCCAUCGGUUCAAAUAUCAGUAACUUCACAAAAACUCUCCCUGUCCAGAAGAUUAUAGCAGAUUUGACAGUAUAUCUGACACAGAGUGAAGCGUAUGUUCAAGACUAUUUUCCAGUAGUGGAGCAGUAUGAUUUCUACAGGUGGCUGGGUUGUCUCAUUCUCUGCUGCAUGGUGGUCCUGAUUGUGAUCUUUUACUAUCUUGGGUUGCUAUGUGGAACCUGUGGUUAUGAUAAACAUGCUUCUCCAACAACCAGAGGCUGCAUUUCCAACACUGGAGGAAACUUUCUUAUGGCUGGCGUUGGAUUCAGUUUUCUUUUCUCCUGGGUGCUGAUGAUUGUAGUGGUGCUUACUUUUGUCACAGGUGGAAAUAUAGAAAAACUGGUGUGUGAGCCCUUUGAAGAUAAAACUUUAUUCAAGGUUUUGGAUACUCCCUACUUACUAAAUCAGCAUUGGAAAAACUAUCUUUCUGGCAUUCUUUUUAAAAAUCCAAAUAUUAACUUGACUUUUGAAAAAGUAUACAGUGAUUGCAAGGAAAACAAAGGAAUUUAUACUUCCCUUCAUCUGGACCACCUGUUCAAUAUCAAUGAAUUUUUGAAUAUUAGUAUGUAUACAGAAGACGUAACGCUUAGAAUUGAACACAUUCAGAUAAACCUCAGCAAAAUCAUUCUGCUGGAUGAAAUUGGGAAAGAGAAUCUUCUGAAUUUCAGCUCUUCAGGAAUAGAAGGGAUAAACUUUGGAGCAUACUUGACAGAGAUCAAUAAAAGUGUUACCAAGGUUGAUCUUUUGUCAUUUGCUAAUGACUUAGAAGCAAGAGCAGACCAGCUGCCAAAAGGAGCACUGGAAAAUGCCUUAAAAGGACACGCAAACAGCAUUCGGAUGAUUCAUAGCCAGCAAGUUGUUCCACUGGAGCAAGCUAUGAGCACUUUAAAUCAGAGCAUUAGGCUGCUGAAGAGGACAUCAUCUGAACUUAUGGUAAAGGUGAAAAAUGUCAUUAGUGCUGUUAAUGCUGCCCAGCUUCUCAUAAAUAACAAUGCUUCUCUAGUUAUUGUCCAGGAAACAAAGAAGUACAUGGACACCAUCGUUGGCUACUUUGAGCAAUACAUUGAGUGGGUGAAGGAGUCGAUUGCCAUGGAGGUAGCAGCAUGCAAGCCAAUUGCCAAUGUGAUAGAUACAGCAGUGGAUAUAUUUUUAUGCAGCUAUGUAACUGAUUCUGUGAAUACCUUCUGGUUUGGUUUGGGAGGCUCUUCAAUAUUUUUAAUUCCUGCCAUAAUUUUUGCUGUGAAACUCUCCAAAUACUAUCGUAGAAUGGAUACAGAGGAUGUGUAUGAUGAUGUUGAAACUAUACCCUUGGAAAAUAUGGAAAAUGGUAAUAAUGGUUAUCAUAAAGAGCAUUUAUAUGGUAUACACAAUCCUGUUAUUACAAGGUAAACCAAGUCUGAAACUGCAUGUUUCCAUGUGUCCUAAUCUACUGUAUUAAUCGC
This is a messenger RNA of Phasianus colchicus (ring-necked pheasant), 2900 nucleotides long. Lineage: Eukaryota; Metazoa; Chordata; Aves; Galliformes; Phasianidae. The record is from RefSeq and is a predicted model, not a curated record.